Messenger RNA from Haliotis rufescens (red abalone), 4364 nucleotides. Its product is annotated as ankyrin repeat domain-containing protein 50-like. NCBI's taxonomy places the organism in Eukaryota, Metazoa, Mollusca, Gastropoda, Lepetellida, Haliotidae. The record is from RefSeq and is a predicted model, not a curated record. Gene Ontology annotation, molecular function: protein binding. Bases 1 to 1020 code for a protein of 339 amino acids. The transcript has a single exon.
AUGACUUCUCCUCGAGAUGAAUCCCGCGUCGAUACGACUCUCCAUGAUGCCUGCAGGCUCGGGAACUUCGACAAGGUGAGACAACUUCUGUUUGAGGGUCGAGUUGACAUCAACAGCAGACACCGCGGAAGGACACCGGUAAUGAAGGCAGCGUACAAGGGGCAUAAAGACGUGAUGGACUUACUUGUGAGUAACGGCAGCGACGUGACACUGGUCGAUGGAGACGGUAACAACAUCCUUCACGUGGCUUGUUUGGGUGGGCAUGUGAACAUAGUGAAGUAUGUCCUUAAGAAGGACUUUGUGGGCGUCAACAGCAGAGGACAUGACGGAAGAACGCCAUUGAUGGUGGCAGCAAGGAAUGGACAUAAAGAGGUGUUUGACUUGCUUGUGAGAAAAGGAUGUGAUGUGUCACUUGUGGAUGAUGAGGGCAACAGCAUCCUUCAUCUGGCCUGUAUCGGGCGGCACAUGACGAUAGUGAAAGACAUCCUCUCACACGACAUCGUGGACGUCAACAGUAGAGGGCAACGCGGAAGAACGCCACUGAUGUUGGCAGCAAUGAAGGGGCAUAACGAAGUGUUUGAUUUGCUUGUGAAUAAAGGAAGUGUUGUGGCUUUAGUGGAUGAUGACGGUAACAACAUACUUCAUCUGGCAUGUUUGGGAAGAAAUGUGAAAAUAGUGAAUUUUGUCGUCUCCAAGAAUAUUGUGGACGUCAACAGUAGGGGAGAGGACGGGAGGACCCCGGUGAUGCUGGCAGCAAUGAAUGGACACCGAGACGUCAUGGACCUGCUUGUGAGUUCAGGUGGCAGUGUGGGACUGGAGGAUAACCAUGGUAACAACAUCCUCCAUGUGGCCUGUAUUGGAGGACUGUUAGAGAUGGUAAAGUAUGUCCUCUCACAUGACAUUGCGGACAUCAACAGUCGAGGACAGCGUGGGAUGACCCCAGCCAUGUUGGCAUCAUGUUUUGAACAUGAAGACGUUUUUCACUUACUAGUGAGUAAAGGAGGUAGAAAGGAUAUGUAAGAUUAAAGUGAUACAUGCUGACACAACAAGAGGUGAUAAAAUUUGUCCGACAAUGACUCAAGGGUCUUCGACCAUUGCCACAAUAUUGUGUGGUUCAUCCAAGGUACAUGAUACCAACAGAGGACAGAACAGCAGGCUUGUAUUGAGGGCGUGAACUGAUGUGUGUGGUUCAUCAAGGUACAUGAUACCAACAGAGGACAGACAAGUGGCUUGUAUUGAUGGCGUGAACUGAUGUGUUUGGUUCAUCCAAGGUAUACACCAACAGAGGACAGAACAGCAGGCUUGUAUUGAGGGCGUGAACUGAUGUGUGUGGUUCAUCAAGGUACAUGAUACCAACAGAGGACAGACAAGCGGCUUGUAUUGAUGGCGUGAACUGAUGUGUGUGGUUCAUCCAAGGUAUACACCAACAGAGGACAGAACAGUGGCUUGUAUUUAUGGCGUGAACUGAUGUGUGUGGUUCAUCCAAGGUAUACACCAACAGAGGACAGAACAGUGGCUUGUAUUGAUGGCGUGAACUGAGGUGUGUGUUGUUCAUCCAAGGUAUACACCAACAGAGGACAGAACAGUGGCUUGUAUUGAUGGCGUGAACUGAUGUGUGUGGUUCAUCAAGGUACAUGAUACCAACAGAGGACAGACAAGCGGCUUGUAUUGAUGGCGUGAACUGAUGUGUGUGGUUCAUCCAAGGUAUACACCAACAGAGGACAGAACAGUGGCUUGUAUUUAUGGCGUGAACUGAUGUGUGUGGUUCAUCCAAGGUAUAUACCAACAGAGGACAGAACAGUGGCUUGUAUUGAUGGCGUGAACUGAGGUGUGUGUUGUUCAUCCAAGGUAUACACCAACAGAGGACAGAACAGUGGCUUGUAUUGAUGGUGUGAACUGAUGUGUGUGGUUCAUCCAAGGUAUAUACCAACAGAGGACAGAACAGUGGCUUGUAUUGAUGGUGUGAACUGAUGUGUGUGGUUAAUCCAAGGUAUAUACCAACAGAGGACAGAACAGUGGCUUGUAUUGAUGGCGUGAACUGAUGUGUGUGGUUCAUCCAAGGAUAUACCAACAGAGGACAGAACAGUGGCUUGUAUUGAUGGCAUGAACUGAUGUGUGUGGUUCAUCCAAGGUAUACACCAACAGAGGACAGAACAGUGGCAUGUAUUGAUGGCGUGAACUGGUGUGUGUGGUUCAUCCAAGGUACAUGAUACCAACAUAGGACAGAACAGUGGCUUGUAUUGAUGGCGUGAACUGAUGUGUGUGCUUCAUCCAAGGUAUAUACCAACAGAGGACAGAACACUGGCUUGUAUUGAUGGCAUGAACUGAUGUGUGUGGUUCAUCCAAGGUAUACACCAACAGAGGACAGAACAGUGGCAUGUAUUGAUGGCGUGAACUGGUGUGUGUGGUUCAUCCAAGGAACAUGAUACCAACAGAGGACAGAACAGUGGCUUGUAUUGAUGGCGUGAACUGAUGUGUGUGGUUCAUCCAAGGUAUAUACCAACAGACGACAGAGCAGUGGCUUGUAUUGAUGACAUGAACUGAUGUGUGUGGUUCAUCCAAGGUAUACACCAACAGAGGACACAACAGUGGCUUGUAUUGAUGGCGUGAACUGAUGUGUGUGAUUCAUCCAAGGAACAUGAUACCAACAGAGGACAGAACAGUGGCUUGUAUUGAUGGCAUGAACUGAUGUGUGUGGUUCAUCCAAGGUAUAUACCAACAGAGGACAGAACAGCAGGCUUGUAUUUAUGACGUGAAGUGAUGUGUGUGGUUCAUCCAAGAUACUUGAUCCCAACAUAGGACAGAACAGUGGCUUGUAUUGAUGGCAUGAACUGAUGUGUGUGGUUCAUCCAAGGUACAUGAUGGCGUGAACAUGAACAGCGGCUUGUAUUGAUGGCGUGAACUGAUGUGUGUGGUUCAUCCAAGGUAUACACCAACAGAGGACAGAACAGCGGCUUGUAUUGAUGGCGUGAACUCAUUUGUGUGCUUCAUCCAAGGUACAUGAUACCAACAGAGGACAGAAUAGUGGCUUGUAUUGAUGGCGUGAACUGAUGUGUGUGCUUCAUCCAAGGUAUAUACCAACAGAGGACAGAACACUGGCUUGUAUUGAUGGCGUGAACUGAUGUGUUUGGUUUAUCCAAGGUAUACACCAACAGAGGACAGAGCAGUGGCUUGUAUUGAUGGCGUGAACUGAUGUGUGUGGUUCAUCCAAGGUAUACACCAACAGAGGACAGAACACUUGCUUGUAUUGAUGGCAUGAACUGAUGUGUGUGGUUCAUCCAAGGUAUACACCAACAGACGACAGAACAGUGGCUUGUAUUGAUGGCAUGAACUGAUGUGUGUGGUUCAUCCAAGGUAUACACCAACAGAGGACAGAACACUUGCUUGUAUUGAUGGCGUGAACUGAUGUGUGUGAUUCAUCCAAGGUAUACACCAACAGAGGACAGAACAGUGGCUUGUAUUGAUGGCAUGAACUGAUGUGUGUGGUUCAUCCAAGGUAUACACCAACAGAGGACAGAACACUUGCUUGUAUUGAUGGCAUGAACUGAUGUGUGUGGUUCAUCCAAGGUAUAUACCAACAGACGACAGAGCAGUGGCUUGUAUUGAUGGCGUGAACUGAGGUGUGUGUUGUUCAUCCAAGGUAUACACCAACAGAGCACAGAACAGUGGCUUGUAUUGAUGGCGUGAACUGAUGUGUGUGAUUCAUCAAGGUACAUGAUACCAACAGAGGACAGAACAGCGGCUUGUAUUGAUGGCGUGAACUGAUGUGUGUGGUUCAUCCAAGGUAUAUACCAACAGAGGACAGAACAGCGCUUGUAUUGAUGGUGUGAACUGAUGUGUGUGCUUCAUCCAAGGUACAUGAUACCAACAGAGGACAGAACAGUGGCUUGUAUUGAUGGUGUGAACUGAUGUGUGUGCUUCAUCCAAGGUACAUGAUACCAACAGAGGACAGAACAGUGGCUUGUAUUGAUGGUGUGAACUGAUGUGUGUGCUUCAUCCAAGGUACAUGAUACCAACAGAGGACAGAACAGUGGCUUGUAUUGAUGGUGUGAACUGAUGUGUGUGCUUCAUCCAAGGUACAUGAUACCAACAGAGGACAGAACAGCGGCUUGUAUUGAUGGCGUGAACUGAUGUGUGUGCUUCAUCCAAGGUACAUGAUACCAACAGAGGACAGAACAGUGGCUUGUAUUGAUGGUGUGAACUGAUGUGUGUGGUUCAUCAAAGGUAUAAACCAACAGAGGACAGAACAGCGGCUUGUAUUGAUGGCGUGAACUGAUGGGUGUUCUUUAUCCAAGGUACAUGAUACCAACAGAGUAUAGACUAGUGGCUUGUAUUGAUGGUGUAAACUGAUGUGUGUGGUUCAU